Messenger RNA from Nerophis lumbriciformis (worm pipefish), 1188 nucleotides. NCBI's taxonomy places the organism in Eukaryota, Metazoa, Chordata, Actinopteri, Syngnathiformes, Syngnathidae. The record is from RefSeq and is a predicted model, not a curated record.
AUGAGGUACCUGGCAUUGCUGCUUCUGUAUGCUGUGGGGACCCUGUGCACAAGUGCGUUGUCCCAAACUCCUUCUUACGGGGAACGAGGAUCAGAUGUUGGUAUUAAAGUGUUUCAACAAGUCGUCCAUUCCAAGCCUCUGGACAAUGUGGUUCUUUCACCUCAUGGAGUGGCCUCUGUUCUUGGCAUGUUGCUACCGGGAGGUCAUGGAGAUACCCGCAAACAGGUCCUCAGCGCUCUGCGAUACAAGAAAAAUGGACCUUACAGAAUGUUGAGGAAACUGCACAAGACCUUGACUGCAAAGUCCAACCAGGAUGUUGUUCUCAUUGCCAACGGGAUAUUCAGCAAAGAGGGCUUCCCCAUGCAAAAGACCUUUGUGGAAACCAACAAGGCAAACUUCCAAGCUGAAACCAGAAGCAUGGACUUUAGUGACCCCCAAGGGGCAGCAGACCAGAUCAAUGCAUGGGUCAGCAACAAAACAAGAGGUCACAUCACAAAGCUGAUCAAAGCUGAUAUGCUGGAUUCUGCCUUGGCCCGCUUGGUCAUUAUCAACUCAAUCUACUUCAAAGGCUUAUGGAAGUCACGCUUCCAGUCUGAAAACACCAAGAUGAGGCCAUUUGCUGAUGGCAAUGGCAAUGUAUUUAAAGUUCCUAUGAUGUCCCAGCUAUCAGUCUUCAACAUUGGCAUAGCCACCACUCCUCAGGGGGUGAAAUAUAAGGUGAUCGAGCUGCCCUAUCACGGCAACACUAUUAGCAUGCUGAUUAUUCUACCUACUGAAGUGGAUGUGCCUUUGUCACAUGUCAUCCCACAUAUUAACACUGCUACGGUGCGGAGUUGGAAUAAGCUGAUGCACAUGCGAAAAGUGCACCUUUUUUUCCCCAAGUUCACUGCUGAUGUUGAGGUGGAUUUAAAGACCCCCUUGUCAGCGCUUGGUAUAACAGACAUGUUCAGUCAGGACAAAGCUGACUUCAGGCACCUGAGUUCAGAGCCUGUAUAUGUUUCGAAAGCCCUCCAGAAAGCCAAAAUUGUGGUGAACGAAGAUGGCACAAAAGCAGCAGCUGCCACUGCUGCAAUUUUGAUGGCUCGGUCCUCUCCUCCUUGGGUUUCAGUGGACAGACCAUUCCUCUUCCUCAUCCAACAUAAGCCAACUGGUACACUCCUAUUCAUAGGCCAAAUCAACCAACCCUGA